CUAGAAAACAAUAUCCCAGACUGUCCCCUUUCUCAGAAAAGUCUUAUCCGGCAUGAACAUAUGCUCAGAAGUUCAUUUCCAGAAUACAACCAUUUCCCAAACAUUUUUGGUAAGUUGGGGAAAUCUUGAUGAAAAUCAAUAAUCUUAUUCAGAAUAUUGGCCAUUUUGCUCCCCCCGUAGAAUUCACUGCAAGCAGUAUGAGACAAUAGUAGUAUUUUUAUAUUUCUUUUAAAAAUAUAAACAAACAUGUAGGACAAAUUGCAGAAUUCAGCACAGGUGUGUUUUUGAGAGCCAUUUGGCAACAAUCUACGUUCCAAAAGAAUGAAACAGUGUUGUUGCGACACCACUGGGGAUGCUUUAAAGCAACAUAAAAUCAGUGCAUAGAAGUUUGACAGUUAGCGUGUAUGGAUAGAAAACAAAAAAAAGAUUAGUUACGGUAGAAAGGAAAAGUAUAGCUUUUGGAUAGUGAUAGUUGGAAAUAUUUAAAGGAGAUAAUAAAAUUAAACUGUGUGUGAUUGCGACAGGGAGAACGAAACAGUUCAAGUUGUGAGAAUACAAACCUCACGGCGACCUGAAAUUGCGAUUCGGCAGUUAAGGUAUCUCACCCUAACUUGACCUAAAAUACAACAAUAUAGCGGUAGAUACGACAAUCAGGAAGCGUGGAAAAUAGGGAGAAACUACUUCUUUUUGAGCGUUACCGUAAAACCAAUCGGUUGCUACAAAAAAUUUAGUUCCGUAUCCGAACAUUCUCAAAAAGAAGUAACACAGGUAGUGUUUACUAGGGAUGUCGGACUUACCCCACGAUACGCCUUCCGAUUUCGAAUCUGCAUCACAAAUGGAUUUGACCUCAACUCCAUGCGGAAUCUGCGGUCCGUCGACUUGUGACGAACAAAUGAUUGGUUGCGACGGUUGUUUAAAAUGGUUCCACACUCGUUGCGUGGGAGUAAAGGAGGAUUCAAUUCCGGAUAAGUGGUACUGCCAAAGCAAAGCCUGCCGGAAACAGGCCCAGGAGUACCAACAGAAGCGGAAGGAUGCCAAAAGGCGCGAAUCUGAUAAAUCCAGUGUAGGUACGCUGGCAGGUACUUCCAGCGUGGAACAAAGACUGAAAGCGUUGGAGGAAAAGCAGAAGCGACAGACUGAGGAGCUGGAGGCGGAGAUGAUGCUGCAGCAGAAGGAGAGAAUGAUGCAGCGCGCAUUCGAAAGGAAGAAAAUGGAGAUGGAGAUGAGAAGGCGUGAAGAAGACGAAGAAGAAGAAAAGGCGUGGCAGGUGGAGAUGCUGCAGCGAAAGAAGGCGCAGAUCGAGCGAAUGAAGGCGAAUCGUCAGGCAUUUGAAAAUAAAAUGGCCGAGCUGGACGAUGAGCUGAAAGCAUUGGCGGUCAUGAAAGGUGCGUCGAAAACAGAUGACUACAGCUCGCAAGCGCAUUGUUCCUCUAGAGCAGAGGCGACGCGUCGGUACGUUCAACCUGUUCAUUGAACAGGUAAGCAAAAUCUGACGACCCGAAUUUUCAGUUAAAAUAAAUAAACAGCAGCAGCACGCAAAUUAAUUUAAAUGAAAGUAACAAUCUUCAAACCUUGAAGCUCAACAAUUUGAUCCGAACGAUAAUCCAACCUAGCAUACCGAGCGGGUAAAUUUCAAAAAAAUUCUGUCUUCCCAUGACCGGUUCAACCUCAAACAUGUACGCAUCUCGUACUCUCACCGCACGCUCUGGAUAGAGCAGCUGCAUGAGCGACGGCUGUAACUGCAGCGUGAGCGUCAUGGGCGCCGGCUUUUUGUAUUUCUUUUUGCACCGGUUCAAUUUUAAUAUUGAACAAAUACAUUGGUGCGAUAUCCAUAUGGGGGUCAGAGUUGUGUGCAAACGAGAGCGAUUUAUAAUUUUUGAGCGCGUGUCGCCGUACGUUCAUAGCAGUCGGUCGAACGCUUGUUUUUUGGUAGCCUGAACAAAUGUUGCUGUACUUGGGGCAUAUUGGUUUUAGGCGCGUAUGUAUUCCGUUGGUUCAACGAUAAUAAUGAACCG
This is a messenger RNA of Topomyia yanbarensis, 2015 nucleotides long. RefSeq lists its product as uncharacterized. The coding region runs from base 785 to 1474 and encodes 229 amino acids. Lineage: Eukaryota; Metazoa; Arthropoda; Insecta; Diptera; Culicidae. The transcript is spliced from 3 exons. The record is from RefSeq and is a predicted model, not a curated record.